Molecule: messenger RNA, 465 nt
Organism: Macrosiphum euphorbiae (potato aphid)
Lineage: Eukaryota; Metazoa; Arthropoda; Insecta; Hemiptera; Aphididae
Source: the annotation of a GenBank genome assembly
AUGGGUAGCAUUGAUAAGACGGAUAUGCUACUAAGUUCAGUAGAAUGUGUUAGGAAGACCAGCAAAUGGUACAAAAAAAUAUUUUUUCAUCUCAUUGAUUUAAGCAUUUUAAAUGCAUUCUCAGCUUUUAAAACAGUCACUGGACAGAAUAUGCCAGUUGCAAAUUUCCAACUUGAAGUAAUUAGACAACUAUUAGAAAAAUAUGGUGGAAAUACAGUAAGCCCCAGAGGAAGACCAUGUACAAAAGAUCAACCAUUUCGACUAUCAGCUCGGCAUUUUCCAUCAGAUGUAAAAAAAUUAGAGUCAGGAAAAGUACAAAGGAGAAAAUGCAUAGUUUGUACCAGAAACAACAAAAGAAAGGAUACAAUGUAUAUGUGUCAAGAAUGUGAUGUCGGUCUGUGUGUUACACCAUGUUUCGCCAUUUACCACACUAAACAAAAUUAUUUGGAUAUACAAUUAUUUUAA